This is a messenger RNA of Parnassius apollo (apollo), 219 nucleotides long. NCBI's taxonomy places the organism in Eukaryota, Metazoa, Arthropoda, Insecta, Lepidoptera, Papilionidae. The record is from the annotation of a GenBank genome assembly.
AUGAUAAGGGUGGCGCUGGAUGCAAAUGUAAUCGGGUUAAGGGGAGAAAAAAUGAGGAAGUCUCGAAACCAGAAGGUGAUCAUCGAUUGUGAUACCAGAGAGAAAAUGGUUAAGGUAGCUGACCGACUGAAUGCCAGUAAUACGGGGCUCUUGAUUGACAAAAAUGCACUUAACAACUUCACACUUAUUGAGGAACAUACUGUAGAUCAAUACCAAUAA